AUGACACCAACCAAUAUAGUACCUCAACCAUGAUUCUCUCCCUUCUCUUUUUCCAUUUGGGCUUUCUUUAAAGAUUUAAUUUUCACCCUCAAAAUCCUGAAUUGGUUGCCUUGACAUUUGUCUGCACCCUCACACUCUCUCUCUCUCUUAUAAAACCCAGUUCUCAUUUCCUAUCCGCACUGUCACUACAUGCCAAUACACUGCUUCUAGUCACCAAAGGUUGAGACUUUACCAAUGUCUUCCUCUACUUAUGCUAUGAGGAACACCCUUUGGUAUCUUUUGUGUCUUGGUGUGCUGGUUGCAAACGUUAGCUUUUGCUUUGCUUCCAAGGUUUAUGUAGUGUACAUGGGAAGCAAAACUGGUGAACACCCGGAUGAUAUUUUGAAGGAAAAUCAUCAAAUGCUUGCUUCUGUUCACAGUGGAAGCACUGAGCAAGCCCAAGCUUCUCAUAUUUAUACUUACAGACAUGGUUUCAGAGGAUUUGCAGCCAAGCUCAAUGAUGAACAGGCUUCCCAAAUUUCUAAAAUGCCAGGAGUGGUUUCUGUUUUCCCCAAUACUAGAAGAAAGCUGCACACAACUCAUUCAUGGGAUUUCAUGGGGCUUCUUGACGACCAAACCAUGGAGACUCUGGGAUACUCCAUCAGAAACCAAGAAAACAUCAUCAUUGGUUUCAUUGAUACCGGAAUUUGGCCGGAAUCCCCAAGCUUCAGUGACACUGACAUGCCGGCAGUGCCACCAGGGUGGAAGGGUCAUUGUCAAGCAGGGGAAGCAUUCAAUGCCUCAUCUUGCAACAGGAAAGUGAUUGGAGCUAGAUACUACAUGAGUGGAUAUGAAGCAGAGGAAGGAUCAGAUGCAAAUGUCUCCACCUUCAGAUCCCCAAGGGACAGCACUGGCCAUGGGAGCCAUACAGCCUCCAUAGCCGCUGGGCGCUACGUGGCGAACAUGAAUUACAAGGGACUUGCAGCUGGAGGAGCCAGGGGAGGAGCACCAAUGGCUAGGAUUGCUGUGUACAAAACAUGCUGGGAUUCAGGUUGCUAUGAUGUGGAUUUGCUAGCUGCAUUUGAUGAUGCCAUAAGAGAUGGGGUUCACAUUUUGUCUCUCUCUUUGGGUGCUCAAUCUCCCCAAGGAGACUAUUUCAAUGAUGCAAUUUCUGUUGGGUCAUUCCAUUCUGCUAGACGUGGAGUGAUGGUUGUUGCUUCAGCUGGAAAUGAAGGAUUUGCUGGUUCUGCUACCAACCUUGCACCAUGGAUGCUCACUGUAGCUGCUAGCUCGACAGAUAGGGAGUUCACUUCUGAUAUCAUACUAGGAAAUGGGGCUAGAAUCACGGGUGAAAGUUUGAGUCUCUUUGAAAUGAAUGUCUCCACAAGAAUAAUAUCUGCCUCUCAAGCCUAUGCAGGAUACUUUACUCCUUACCAAUCCAGUUACUGUCUGGAGAGUUCUUUGAAUAAAACAAAGACCAAAGGGAAGGUUCUGGUGUGUAGACAUGUGGAGACUUCAACAGAGUCAAAGGUUGCAAAGAGCAAAAUAGUGAAAGAGGCUGGUGGAGUUGGUAUGAUACUCAUUGAUGAGACAGAUCAAGAUGUUGCUAUCCCAUUCAUGAUCCCUUCAGCUAUUGUUGGAAAGAAAAAAGGAGAAAAGCUUCUAUCCUAUAUAAAGACUACACGUAACCCUGUUGCAAGGAUAUUCAGAGCAAAAACAGUACUUGGAGCUCAGCCUGCACCUCGUGUAGCAUCAUUUUCUUCUAAAGGCCCCAAUGCUUUAAACCCAGAAAUUAUGAAGCCUGAUGUCACAGCUCCAGGAUUAAAUAUCCUUGCAGCUUGGUCUCCAGCAGCUGGAAACAUGUUCAACAUUGUCUCAGGAACUUCCAUGGCAUGUCCUCAUGUAACUGGAAUUGCAACCUUAGUCAAAGCUGUCCAUCCUUCAUGGUCUCCAUCUGCUAUCAAAUCCGCCAUCAUGACAACUGCAACAAUUUUGGAUAAGCACCACAGGCACAUCAGUGCAGAUCCAGAACAAAGAACAGCUAAUGCAUUUGAUUAUGGAUCAGGGUUUGUGAACCCUGCAAGAGUUCUUGAUCCUGGUCUCAUCUAUGAUUCUGAGCCAGCAGAUUUUGUUGCAUUCCUCUGUUCACUUGGUUACGAUCAACGAUCACUCCAUCUUGUUACUAGAGACAACAGCACAUGUGAUAGGGCAUUCAACACUGCAUCUGACCUCAACUAUCCAUCUAUUGCAGUUCCCAAGCUUAAAGACAGCUUCUCAGUUACUCGGGUUGUGACUAAUGUUGGAAAAGCACAAAGUGUAUACAAAGCUGUAGUGUCUUCUCCCCCUGGUGUGAAUGUCACGGUCGUGCCGAACCGGUUAAUCUUCACACUAGUUGGGCAGAAAAUGAAGUUCACUGUGAAUUUCAAAGUAACUUCUCCCUCAAAAGGAUAUGCAUUCGGGUUCUUGUCGUGGACGAAUAGAAGAUUGCGAGUCACAAGUCCUUUGGUUGUUAAGGUUGUACCGGGAAAACAUGGUUUGGUCAGAUAGCAAAACCUGUAAAUAUCUAUAUUCGUUUUAAGAGCUUUGAGAACCUUAUAGUCACUAGAAUAAACCAUUCAUACUGAAAUCCUGAGGCAAAUUAGGUGAUCACUGCCAAAGUUAUAUGCUUGGAGUGCAACAGCAGUUACAAAAAGUAGGAUCCAAAGAGAUGAUAGAUUUAAGCCCUGAAAUUAUUUUGAAAGUCGAUACUAUUUGUCCGUUGUUGCAACAUACUACUACUCCAUUACUUUGACCGGAAAAGAAUUUGGCUAAUCCCAGUUUUGUUUA
Lotus japonicus is the source of this 2805-nucleotide messenger RNA. RefSeq names its product subtilisin-like serine-protease S. Gene Ontology annotation, molecular function: serine-type endopeptidase activity. Gene Ontology annotation, biological process: proteolysis. The record is from RefSeq and is a predicted model, not a curated record. The coding region runs from base 235 to 2526 and encodes 763 amino acids. The transcript has 11 exons. NCBI's taxonomy places the organism in Eukaryota, Viridiplantae, Streptophyta, Magnoliopsida, Fabales, Fabaceae.